Fonsecaea nubica is the source of this 1275-nucleotide messenger RNA. RefSeq lists its product as hypothetical. Gene Ontology annotation, cellular component: proteasome regulatory particle, lid subcomplex. Gene Ontology annotation, molecular function: structural molecule activity. The transcript is spliced from 2 exons. Gene Ontology annotation, biological process: ubiquitin-dependent protein catabolic process. The record is from RefSeq and is a predicted model, not a curated record. NCBI's taxonomy places the organism in Eukaryota, Fungi, Ascomycota, Eurotiomycetes, Chaetothyriales, Herpotrichiellaceae. Bases 1 to 1275 code for a protein of 424 amino acids.
AUGGCGCCUCCACCUUCGAACGAGACAAAGGUCAACGAAGCCCAGAAGCUGGCCAAAACCGAUCCAGCGAAGGCAGAGAGUAUCUACAAAGAUGUACUGGCCCAAUCUCCAGGCUCGAACCAGGCUGCUUUGCAAGUGUAUGAAAACGCUUUGGUAGGCCUUGGGGAACUGUACAGAGACAACAAGCGCUCGGAAGACUUGUCAGCGCUGGUCAAGACGAGCAGGUCAACACUAUCGUCAUUCGCCAAAGCGAAAACAGCGAAGCUUGUUCGGCAACUACUCGAUUUCUUCAUUGAUAUCCCCAACACUCUCGAGAUCCAAAUAAAUACUACAAAAUCAUGCAUCGAGUGGGCGAACUCCGAAAAGCGAUCUUUCCUUCGACAGAACCUCGAAACGAGACUUGUUGGCCUCUACAUGCAGAAACAAUCAUACUACGAUGCCCUCACCCUGAUUAACGGUCUCUUGCGAGAACUGAAACGGUUGGAUGACAAGCUGGUGCUCGUCGAGGUACAACUACUUGAAUCUCGGGUCUACCAUGCUCUCACCAACCAGCCCAAAGCACGAGCUGCCUUAACUUCUGCAAGGACGUCUGCUGCCUCGGUCUAUACUCCCCCUUUGCUGCAGGCUGGGUUGGAUAUGCAAAGUGGUAUGCUGCACGCCGAAGACAAAGACUUCAACACCGCAUAUUCCUACUUCAUCGAGGCACUGGAAGGCUAUCACGCUCAAGAUGACACUGUGCGUGCCACGUCUGCAUUGCAGUAUAUGCUAUUGUGCAAAAUCAUGUUGAAUCUGGUCGAUGAUGUCAAUAAUCUGCUGUCGUCCAAGCAAGCGCAAAAGUACGCCAGUACAAGUCUGGAGGCCAUGAAGGCUGUGGCAAGAGCCCAUUCGAAUCGAUCGCUCGAGGAGUACGAACAGGCAUUAUCCAACUACCGUUACGAGCUGGGCAGCGAUGUGUUCAUCCGCAACCACUUGCGACGACUGUAUGAUGCCAUGCUGGAACAGAAUCUGAUCAAAGUCAUCGAACCUUUCAGUCGGGUUGAGAUCGACCACGUCGCCAAGAUGGUAGGGCUCGACACGCAGCAAGUAGAGAGAAAACUAUCUCAGAUGAUUCUGGACAAAGUCAUCAUCGGAGUGUUGGACCAAGGAGAGGGAUGCUUGAUCGUCUUCGACGAGGCCGAGCGGGAUACUGGCUACGACGCUGCCUUGGAGACAAUUGAAAAGCUCAGCAACGUGGUUGAUGUACUAUACACCAACCAAGCUGCACUCUUAGAAUAG